UAACAAAUUAAAAUCAGUUGAAUUACGAGCGGCGAAGUUCGACAAAUCCAAGCGUCGAAGGGUAUUCCAGUUUGGAAGUCAUAUCGCACGGCAACGCCGGAGCGCGCGCACGUGUCACAGUGUCUCCGCGAACCCGCCGCGCGAACUACUUCGCGAAAUAUAGCAAUUGUUUCGCUUAAUAACAGUACGUAGACAUUAAUUAAUAUUUUGUGAGUGAGAGUUGAUGACGUCUGGUCAUUCUAGUGGAACUGCAGUUAUGUGAGGUGGUUGCUCGGUACGAGAAUAUUUUUGGAACACCCACAGUCGAGAAAACAACUUUAUGCUAAAAAGUUUACCGUUGUGAUAGUGUGCGAUGCGACACGCGAACUGAGUUGCGUUAGCAGAGGAUGGCGUACUACCGGUGUGGGCCGACCGCCAUCGGCAGCCGGUCGUCUUGGGCGCCGGCGACGGCGGUGACGCCCGUCUCACCUGCCCCAGACCACAAGCCCUUCCCGCGCCCCCUCAGCGGCACCUUCGAUCGCAUCUACAACACUUUCGAGAGGACCAAUGCUUUUGAAUAUGUACGCAACAAUUUCGAGGGCAAAGAGGAGGAGCGGCACACGGGGCACGGCGACGUGGUGGUGAACCGGCGCAUGAGCAGCAGCUACGAGCGCGCCGACUGCGCCCUCGCCGCCGUCGCACCAGUGCUGGAAGACGAGGACUUCUACCGGGAGAAGAUUCUGUACUCGCAGGCGAGACAGCUCUUUCCCCUGCAGGAGGACCUCGCCGAUUGGAUCAAUAAGACUAUUGGGAUAACGUACCUGACCGGCGAGAAUUUCUUGGAUGUGCUGGAUAAUGGCGCCGAGCUGUGCCAGCUGGCGGCCGUCAUACACGAGAAGGCCAGGGAGGCGCUCGACCAGGGACUCAUUGUCGGGCCCGUGCCGCAGAUCCGCGGGCGGUGCUGGCAGCGCGCGGCGCGGCGCAGCUUCUUCUCGCGCGACAACACCGACAACUUCAUCACCUUCUGCCGCGAGCUCGGCGUCCACGAGAACCUACUGUUCGAGAGCGACGACCUCGUGCUGCACAACCAGCCGCGGCAGGUGAUCCUGUGCCUGCUGGAGGUGGCGCGGCUGGCGACGCGGUUCGCGCUGGAGCCGCCCGGGCUGGUGCGGCUGGAGGAGGAGAUCGCGCUGGAGGAGCGCGACUCCGGGCUCGACUCCGCCAUGUCGUCCGCCGCCUGGCAGUUCCGCGGCGCCUCGCCCGCGCCGCUCUCGCACGACUCGGCGCCUGACGCCGACAGGACCCUUACCGACGCACCUCCAGAGACACCGGAGCCUAAUGAUGCGGCGCUGUCGGUGACGGAUAACGCAGAUGCAGAGAGCACCAAGUCGGAGGGCACCGUGGAGAGCACAGACUCGGACGUGCCUCUCAAACCCACAAACGAACUCGACAAAAGGGUCCAGCUAGUGACGCGCCUGAUGGAGCGAGGCUGCAGCUGCAGCUCUGGGAAAUGCUCCAAGCUGCUCAAGGUAAAGAAGGUCGGCGAGGGACGCUACAACAUCGCCGGCAGGAACGUCUUCAUCAGGCUGCUGAAGGGUCGUCACAUGAUGGUGCGCGUGGGCGGCGGCUGGGACACGCUGGAACACUUCCUGUCGCGCCACGAGCCGUGCCAGGUGCGACUCGUCACGCAGGGCCAGGGCCGGCGCGCCGACGUGCUGCCCGUGCCAGUGCCCGCGCCGGUACCCGCGCCGGCCGGUUCCGAUGACAUCGAUGCGUUGUCACCCAUCCCCCGCCGCAGCCUCUCCCCCGCCAGCACCACUUCCCUCACCAGCAAAGAGCCCUCCGUCGCCGGCACCGUCUCCCCCAUCGACAGUAAGGCCUCCUCGAUCAGCGGCAAGGCCUCCCCUGUAGACAUAAAGAGCGGGCGGAGCACCCGCGCGUCCAGCAAGGCCAGCAGCGGCAAGAGCUCGCCCGUGCCGGGGUCAGGGCCGGUGUCGGUGCCGGCGGCGGAGGCGCGGCGCACGUCCACGCCCAACAAGCCGGGCGCGCGCGGCGGGCGUGCGGCGCUGUCGCUGUCCCUACACUCCACCGCGCCCGCGCCCGCCGCGGCCCGCGCGAGGAAGCAGUCCGCGCCGAGUAGCUUCAGCACCCCCAACACUCCCACCGGUAGAUCGGGCCGCACCCCACCCGCAGUAGAGUACGGGAAGUCGCUCACGUCCGCGUCGUUAUUGAACACACCUAAAAAGUCCCGCAGCAUGAGUCUGGCGCACGUGCAGAAGGACGAGCGGAAGUCGUUCUGCGGCUCGGAGCGGCUCGCGCCGGCGCGCAAGAGCGCCAGCGCCGCCUCCACUCCCACUCUGCCUGCCGCGCGCAAGACUCGGAGCCAGAGCCUCGCCUCCACUCCCGUCCACGAACCCAAAAAACCGAUCUCCUACACCAACGGCUAUGCCAAAAAGACAAGGAGCAUGAGUCUCGCCACGCCCAUUGCCGCCAUAAAACCAUUGAACAAGAGCGUAUCGGUGACGGUGAACGGCGCCAUGACGCAGGCCGCCAUAGAGGAGAGCAUCCGGCUGUCGCUCGCGGCCACCAUCGCCGACGAAGACACCGUCAAAAAACCGUUUUUGCAUAUCAAAGCCAAAUACAGGAGUCCUCCGCCGAGGGAGGUGCCCCCGAGAUAAACGUUAACAACUCCCAUUCCAUUAGUUUUUAAAUUUGACAUAUGUUAUUAUAAAGUUCAAUUUAGUUUGCGAUCAUUUAUAAGCGUUAUUUAGAUCUUUCCAAUUAAGCAAUCUCUUCAUUCUUAUUAUCUCCUAGUAUUUAUAAGUAUUCGUAAUUUAAUUCAUCGUAUUCAUUCAUUCACUCCAUAUUAGCGGGAGACUAGUCAUAAUGAAUUAUUUUAAUAAUUUUUAAUGUAAUUUAUAAUUAUUGUCUUUCUAUCCAAUUUUAAUAAUUAUUCUGAUCUUUAAUUGACUUAAAUAGAAAAUGGUUUCUCAAUUCCUAUUAUUAUUUUUUAUAUUCAGAUGUAAGACGAAUUUUACAAUACAAUUAUUCCUUUUGCAAUUCGAAUAGCUUUGGAAUAGUAUUAUUUCAAUUUCAUUGGUAUAAAGCCUUGCACUUCUAAGAUGCAGAGAGGAGCCCCUGAAAAUCAAAUUGCAUUUUAAUAUUUUUUUGUUAUAUUGUGUAGCUUUAUUUUCCUACCAUAUUAAGAAUAUUGUUGUUUAGCAUGAACAACGAAGAUGUGGCAGGAAAUCUUCAAAAUUAAAUAGGACGGAACGUUUUUCUUUGUAUCAGGUUCAAAUAGAUAUGAUUUUUAAGUAAGAAAAAAAUCUAAAUGCAAAAUCUUAUUAACAAAAAAUAAAACCGACUUCACAAAUUAUUAUAAACCAAUAAAAUAUUAACUUUAUAAUGUACAAGCUUGUUAGAAAUUAUUAAAAGACAAGCAAUGUAAUCUUUGUUUUACGCACAUAAUAUUUUUUUUUUGGAGCCUAAUUUGGCCGCCAAGCUGAGCAAAUACAUGAACAAAUAACGGAAACAAUGUUCUAUUUAAUCUGUACUAAAAUAAAUCAAAUAAUAAAUAUAAUAAUUUUUCUGGUUAGUGGUUUUUGAAGUCAGUUGUAUUUUUGUUAAAAAGAUUUUCUAUAAUGCAUUUGCAAUAUAAUUUUAAUUUUGUUUUAUUUAAUGUUUGCUCCAACAUUAACUGGUAUUGACGAUUAUGAAAAGUAAUUAUUUGUUGUCACAAUCGUUGUAAUGAAGCAACCAUACAUACAUAAGCGUGAUGUUAAUGAUAUUAGCGGCAGCAGCGUGUCUUCCCGCGGGAGGAGUUCCCGCAGGAAGACUCGCGCGAGUCCGCUGCGACGUGGCCUCAUACGCACUAGCGACCGUUACCGUACAAACUUGUUAAUUAGACGGUAUAUUUUCAUACGAGACGAUAGUAUUUUUGCACUGAAGGUAGAUAGACAAGCACUAGACCCUAUUUAAAUGUACGUUUUACAAAUAUAUAAAGUUUAAGCCGGGCGGCGUUUAUUAAGCGUUUACAAUGACACUAGAUAGUAUGUCGACCACUCGAAUUUAUCGCGAGGGUGUGUACGCUAUAGAGUUUUAAUUCGUAGUGACGUCGACGGAUAGUGUAGAAUGUUAUUGUGUAAAGUACUUCACAUUACGGCACACUGUUCUGUACCACGUUCGAGCACACGAUCCAGUGUGGGAAUCCGUAAAAUUCAUCUGCAUGGACUAAAAUCCGCACUCCGUCUUCCAUAGUUUGUGUCAGUCCCGGUCGGGUAAAGUAUUUCCUAUUGGGCAAUAUUUGCAAAUGAGUUUUACGGUGAUUUUCAAAUCUACUCGCACAGAAGUGGAAAUACAUUCGUCUUGCAGAACUGUAAAGAGGAAGUAGAGUGUACAUUAACCUAUUUUUAAUAUAAUCACUUAAGUGCAUUGUACACUGGUUAGUUCUCCUACACUGGUGGAGUUUCCGCUUGUGUGCCGGUAGAGGUACCUACGUUUAAUCACAAAGCUUAGCAUUAUUUAUUACGCACGCAAACAAAGUGAUAUGUAACUGCCAAUCGAAUUACAAUAUCGUGCCAACAGUUUUAUAAUUGUGUAUGGUUGAUAAUAAACAUUUUAAUAUCCAGUA
Manduca sexta (tobacco hornworm) is the source of this 4609-nucleotide messenger RNA. It is a transcript of the gene gas2, whose product is annotated as GAS2-like protein 3. Gene Ontology annotation, biological process: actin crosslink formation. The transcript is spliced from 12 exons. Gene Ontology annotation, cellular component: actin filament. Gene Ontology annotation, molecular function: microtubule binding; cytoskeletal adaptor activity; actin filament binding. Lineage: Eukaryota; Metazoa; Arthropoda; Insecta; Lepidoptera; Sphingidae. The coding region runs from base 387 to 2657 and encodes 756 amino acids. The record is from RefSeq and is a predicted model, not a curated record.